Myiozetetes cayanensis is the source of this 2349-nucleotide messenger RNA. RefSeq names its product mothers against decapentaplegic homolog 2-like. Gene Ontology annotation, cellular component: heteromeric SMAD protein complex. Gene Ontology annotation, biological process: SMAD protein signal transduction; cell differentiation; transforming growth factor beta receptor signaling pathway. The record is from RefSeq and is a predicted model, not a curated record. The transcript has 10 exons. NCBI's taxonomy places the organism in Eukaryota, Metazoa, Chordata, Aves, Passeriformes, Tyrannidae. Gene Ontology annotation, molecular function: RNA polymerase II cis-regulatory region sequence-specific DNA binding; DNA-binding transcription factor activity, RNA polymerase II-specific; I-SMAD binding. Bases 1529 to 2212 code for a protein of 227 amino acids.
GACCCCAGAGAUGACAGUCUUUUUCGGCAACAUCCUGAAUGACCAACUAACCUUUUUCAAGGAGAGCACGGCUUACUCCACAUAGAGAGGGGCCUAGAAAAGGUGUCCUAACCAAAACUCAUCACCACCCUUCACCUGGUUAACCGCAGCCAAUGAGCAUCUUCUGAUGCGGUCAAAUAAAGAUAAAGAGACAAAGGUAUACACCUACCUUCAAAGGUGUAUUCAAAUUAACACUCACAUGUUGGAACAUCAGAACCAUGCUUGAUAUCAGGGAUAGUGGACAUCCUGAGCGUCAUUCUGCUCUAAUUGCCCAUAAACUGUCACGACUUAACAUCGACAUUACUGCUCUCAGUGAAGUUCAUCUCCAUGAGGAAGGCAGCCUUAGAAAACAUGGUGAUGGUUAUACACUCUACUGGUCAGGUAAACCCAGAACUGAAAGGCAUCUUUUAGAAGUUGGCCUCACGAUCAAAAACUCUAUUGUCUCUAAACUUGAAAUUUUGCCGACACGUCUUUCCGAUCGUAUUAUCUCCUUACACCUUCACCUAUACAACAAACAGCAUGUUUUUCUCUUUAGUACAUAUGCCCCAACCCUCCAAGCUGACCCUGCCGAAAAAGAUAAAUUCUACAUCGACCUACGCCGCCAUAUCCAAAGGGUUCCUGCAGAUGAUAAGAUCAUAAUCCUUGGUGAUUUGAACGCCAGAGUAGGAAAGAACUCUGAAGCCUGGAAAGGAGUAUUAGGAAAGCAUGAUGUUGGAAACUGCAAUGAUAAUGGUCUCCUUCUGUUAGAGUUUUGUGCGGAGCAGCAGCUCACCAUCACCAACACUAUCUUCCAGCAGAAAGAUUGUUUGAAGACAACCUGGAUGCAUCCUAGAUCGAAGCACUGGCACCUCAUUGACUAUGUCUUGGUGCAACAGAGAAAUGUUCGCAAUGCUUGUCAUUCCCGAGUGAUGCCUAGUGCAGAAUUUCAAACAGAUCAUCGCCUUGUGCGUUGUAAACUUAACCUUCACUCUAAGCUCAAACCAACCAGUCAUUGCGUCCACAAUGCACUUGCUCUGAAAUUUGGGGACUGAGUACACCAAACACGAUAGAUCAGUGGGAUACAACAGGCCUUUACAACUUCUCUGAACAAACCAGAUCUCUCGAUGGCCGUCUACAGGUAUCUCAUCGUAAAGGAUUACCACAUGUUAUUUACUGUCGUUUGUGGCGCUGGCCAGAUCUUCACAGUCACCAUGAACUUAAAGCAGUUGAAAACUGUGAAUAUGCUUUUAAUCUUAAAAAGGAUGAAGUAUGUGUAAACCCUUACCACUACCAGAGAGUGGAAACACCAGUCUUGCCUCCUGUACUAGUGCCACGGCACACUGAGAUUCUAACAGAACUGCCACCUCUCGAUGACUAUACCCAUUCCAUUCCUGAAAACACUAACUUUCCAGCUGGAAUUGAACCACAGAGCAAUUACAUACCAGAAACACCACCUCCAGGAUAUAUCAGUGAAGAUGGAGAAACAAAUGACCAGCAGUUGAACCAAAGCAUGGAUACAGGAUCUCCAGCAGAGCUGUCUCCUAGUACUCUUUCUCCAGUUAAUCAUAGCCUGGACUUGCAACCAGUUACUUACUCGGAGCCUGCGUUUUGGUGUUCAAUAGCAUAUUAUGAAUUGAAUCAAAGAGUGGGAGAAACCUUCCAUGCAUCCCAACCUUCCCUGACUGUAGAUGGCUUUACAGAUCCUUCAAAUUCAGAACGAUUUUGUCUAGGUUUGCUUUCCAAUGUAAACAGAAAUGCUACAGUGGAAAUGACAAGGCGACAUAUAGGAAGGGGAGUACGUCUCUAUUACAUUGGUGGAGAAGUUUUUGCUGAGUGCUUAAGUGAUAGUGCAAUUUUUGUUCAGAGCCCCAAUUGUAAUCAAAGAUAUGGCUGGCAUCCUGCAACUGUGUGCAAAAUUCCACCAGGAUGCAAUCUAAAAAUCUUUAAUAACCAAGAAUUUGCUGCUCUUCUGGCUCAAUCUGUGAAUCAGGGUUUUGAAGCAGUUUAUCAGCUUACUAGAAUGUGUACCAUAAGAAUGAGUUUUGUUAAAGGAUGGGGAGCUGAAUACAGGCGGCAAACAGUAACAAGCACUCCUUGCUGGAUUGAACUUCAUCUGAAUGGACCUCUACAAUGGUUGGACAAAGUAUUAACUCAGAUGGGCUCCCCUUCAGUACGCUGCUCCAGCAUGUCGUAAAACUCCUUCCUCUGUUACCAGUGGGCUAAAUAUCAAGUCCAAUCAACAGACUUAAUAUAAUAGUUCAUCUGUCAUAGUACUUGUGUGUGGUCCCCAUGAACUGUUUACCAUCCAAAAAUGUUUUGUAAAAAGAAAAA